ACGAACGUGCGCAAAUGGACGAGUUCGACUAAAGUCACUAGAUAGAUAUCUAGUGACUUCAGAUUUCACUUGAAUAAAAUUUAAAACGCGGGCAACCGGACACCGGACAUAUACAUACCUCACAUUCCGCACGUAUCUGCUGUGAUGUGAAGCUGUGAUCUGCCUGGUAUCUGGUAUCUGCUGACCGCUACUGCGCACUGAGUUUAGUUGAAUUCUCUGGUAUUUAUGUGUGCAUACAUAUUCACACAUUUUUAUCAGAUUCCAAUUUCCAAUCGAAGACGGACGAGAGCAUUGAAGAGAACAAGAACGGGGAGAAAACAAAUGCACUACCAUUUGUCCUUUAUAAUUGUAAUUUAUCUUGUGAUUUGUCUGUGAUCCAUAUUCUGUGUUAAUAUUUCGAGGUCCGAUAGAUUGCAACAAUGGAUGACAGUUUGGUGAACCGUAUUCUGAAUAUGUACAAAUCACCUGAGUCCUUCAGCAUAGAUAUGCCAGCUCCUACUAUUCGGAAGGUGAAAAAAAACUCAUUUAUGUUUGAUGAAGAACUAGGUCCUCAUGCUGGCAAAAAAACCAGGGAAUCAGAAACGAACUACGUAAAGGAAUAUGUACAAAAAGAUGAGGAAGAAUACAUUAAGUUGAAAAGUAGUAUGCUUCUUAAAAAUAAUGAUCAUAUGGACAAUGUUUCGGAGGUGUCUGGAGACACAGCAAUUCUCAAGCAAAAUACUGUUCAGCUUUAUCGAUCGUACAACUUUGCCUAUCGGCCCAACACUAAUUUACCUAUUUUCUCUGUGAGACACAAGGUUGUAUCCAUGAUCGCCAGCAAUUCUGUUGUUAUCAUUCGCGGUUCUACAGGCUGUGGGAAAACAACACAAGUGCCACAACUUAUUCUUGACGCUGAGUUUGAAAAGAAGCAACACUGUAACAUCAUAGUAACGCAGCCGAGACGCAUUGCCGCUCUGAGCAUCGCGAAACGAGUCAGCGCGGAAAGAGAAUGGCCCGUUGGUACACUUGUGGGAUAUGAAAUGGGCUUGAUCAAGAAUGUAAGCCGCGACACUCGCAUAACGUAUUGCACGACUGGCGUGCUCUUAAACAGGCUCGCGAAUAAGAAGCACAUGAUGGACUACACUCAUGUCAUAUUGGACGAGGUGCACGAACGCGACGAAGACAUGGAUUUUCUUUUGCUCGUAGUGAGAAAGUUAUUACGUACAAAUUCUACGACGGUCAAAGUUAUACUGAUGUCCGCGACAAUCGACGUGGACAAAUUUUCUGCGUAUUUCUCAACGCCUGUAGGAAAUCGACUUGCAUCCGCGCCGAUCAUCGAUAUACCCAAGGGCAGCCCUUACGAUAUUUCUAUAUAUUACAUAGACGAGAUGGAGAAUUUGGGUAACAUCCCUCAAGUAGACGAGGAACCAAAAUUCACGACUGGGAUGGCGGAGUUUGCCGCACGUAUUAUACGUGUUUUCGAUAGUAUUGACAAAAAGAAUGAUAGUGAUGAAUACGAAAGGGCCACUGUGCUAGUGUUUUUACCGGGAUUUGGCGAAAUUGAAGAGUUACGUACUGCAUUUCUGUCAUCAAAACACGAAGAUGCAAAUUGGGAUAUAAUUAUUUUACAUUCGUUAAUCUCGACCGAAGAGCAGGAAAAUAUAUUUAAGAAGCCACCCAAAAAUUUCCGACGUAUCAUACUAUCGACGAACAUCGCUGAAAGCAGCAUUACUGUGCCCAAUGUUAAAUACGUGAUUGAUUUUUGCUUGACAAAACUUCUUGUCACUGAGCCUGGAACUAAUUAUCAAUGCUUGCAACUUUGUUGGGCAAGCAAAUCAAAUUGUCAACAACGUGCCGGUCGUACAGGCCGCGUGAUGGAUGGUAGGGUAUACAGAAUGGUGCCAAGAGCAUUUUACGAGAAUGUCCUACAGGAAGAAUCUCUUCCGGAGAUGCUCAGGGCUCCGCUCGCAAAUGUAAUUCUUAAGACGAAAGUGCUGGAAAUGGGCGAGCCGAAAGCUCUCCUUGCUCUUUCUCUGGAUCCACCUAAUCUCAGCAAUAUACAGGAGACCAUAUUACUAUUGAAGGAAGUUGGCGCAUUACUUAAUAAGGGCACGCAAGAAUUUGAUGGGGACUUGACGCCCUUGGGUCGUGUAAUGGCCAGUCUCCCGUUAGACGUACGCGUGACGAAGUUGAUUGUCCUGGGCCAUCUUUUCGGUGUUCUGUCAGACACGAUUAUUCUCGCGGCUAGCAUGGCUGUUAAGGAUAUGUUCAAUAUCGGAUUUUUUGAAUUGGAGUCGACCUAUCACGAGAAACUGCAUUGGGCCGCUAAUUCCGAAAGCGAUAGCAUAGCAUACUUGAACGCCUUUAAAGUGUGGCGAAACGAUAAGGCAAGUCGCCGUAUAAACAGUCCUAACGAGGAAAGAGAAUGGGCGCGACGGAAGAGCCUUCGCGUGAGAUCGCUACGCGAGAUCGACGCCUUUAUAUACGAAAUAACACAAAAGCUGCGCAAUUUCGGCAUAACAGAAACGAUGGGUUCCGAGAAAAAUACUUGGGAGAGCCUCUGUAUCGAUCGUACUUUUGUACUUAAAUUUAUAAUCGCCGGUGCAUUUUAUCCUAAUUAUUUUAUCAAAUUCCCACAUAACAUAAAUGAUCGCAAGCGGGAUAUAGAGAGGACAUUGGGUUACCGCGAUCCGACGAAUACGGUUGUCUUACACGGCUGGCCGUUGGAACACCCCGGAUCACUGUACUCUAAGAGAUUUCAGGAGAUCUUUGGACAGCAUAUGGGGCUCAAAAAUCAGGAGAACAUAACUGUGUCCUUUGACGGGUCGAACCGCGUUUAUAUCGAAUAUGAGCCGAAGAAUCGCGCACCGGACGAUUACACUUUCGUUCGAGAUUGUGUCAAGAUGAGGCAUUGUCGGAACCAGAUCGAAGUAAAGUUAUUAAGCGAGACGGAUGCUCGUCACCGAGCCGAGGAACUUGGGCUCACGAAGGAAUACGGAACAUUUCUGUCUCAACCUUCCAAUCCGGAGGAACCGCCGUGCAGACGAUACAUGUACGACAAAAAGCCAUAUCCAGAUUUACCGGAAGAUUCCGAAUAUCGAUCUAAGGUAAAAUUGCAAGGUCCCUUCUCGCCGGUAGAAGUUCGCCUGACCCAUAUGGUGACAAAAGGAAUGGCAAAAGUGAUAUCUCUGGAAUCCACAUCGGUAAACUCCGUUCUACUCGACACCUGCCCGGAUAGUCCGAAAGGACUUUUCCUGGUGGCGCAAAAUAUCUCACGAGACUCCAAGAACAUGUCGCACCUGAUUCUACGAAACACAACCCUCUUGCCCACUACGCCUGGUCUCGCGUCGCUCGUCACUUUAAUUUUUACACCGUACAUGGAACUGCGACGUAGUCCGAUGGGCACUUAUUACACAGGCGCUCUGUGUGGAUUGGGCUACAAUCGCAUUACGGAACAGAGCUUGUUUCCGGACCACGAUCUGGAAAUUAUAUUUGACGUCGAGAUCACGAUGAACGAUUUGCGAAUGAUUAACAAGCUUCGCCAUUGGAUGAAUGUUGCGAUGCACUUCAAUAAUAGAUCUGAAAUUUUAGACGACGAGGCUCAUCAUGAUAUGACUAUAAAUUGUCAGAAUCAAAUUAAAAAUGCGUUCAAAGAUGUGAUAUACAAGACUCGUAAGAAGAUAGAACCAGUUCCAGUCAGUAAUUUUAACAAGUGGAACCGAUACGACGAGACUCUAUUUCUCGUGCCUGCUCGGGAAACUUCGAGGAAAAGUAACGUAUACGGUUUACACAAAGCGUUGGAAUUGAAUGAGAAGAACGAUAGACUCGAAGAAAUAAUCAAGCAUUUGUUGGAAUUAGAGGCUUUAGCUCAUCAAGACCCGCGUGAGGCGACCAUUGCACCUGUUUACUGCAAACUGUGUCUAACGGAGGUAAAUGGUAUCAUCAAUCUUCGUGCACAUUUGUGCUCGGAACAACAUACAGCGAGACAACGAAUGAUAGAUACGACUGCUGAAUUUGGAGAGAAUUUGCAUAAACUUAUGGAAACACUCAGGCUAUAA
Molecule: messenger RNA, 4037 nt
Organism: Temnothorax curvispinosus
Lineage: Eukaryota; Metazoa; Arthropoda; Insecta; Hymenoptera; Formicidae
Product: probable ATP-dependent RNA helicase spindle-E
Exons: 9
Coding region: 420-4037 (1205 amino acids)
Cellular component (GO): intracellular anatomical structure
Molecular function (GO): RNA binding; ATP binding
Source: RefSeq, a predicted model, not a curated record